Prunus armeniaca (apricot) is the source of this 1440-nucleotide messenger RNA. The record is from the annotation of a GenBank genome assembly. NCBI's taxonomy places the organism in Eukaryota, Viridiplantae, Streptophyta, Magnoliopsida, Rosales, Rosaceae.
AUGUCAGGAAGCAAAGUGUUUCUAACGUAUAAGCGAAAGCGGCAAUCAAGAACAGAUCCUGUACAGGGACAUGAGUGCCGUAAUUCACUUUUUGUUGCUCCCAAUGAUACUUCUUUAAGCAAACCACCAGACUUGCAAGUUCAUUUGAUUGAUAAGCGUUCAUCAGAAAAUUACAACAGAAAUUCUGCGCACUGUGGAAAAUGCCUUCAGUCGUAUCAUCUCCAAUGCCUAGAUAAGCCCCAUGAGGAAAAGAAACACAUUGAAGUGUCUGGCACAAGACAAAUACCAAUUAAAACCAUUCCGACAAGUCUUGAUGAGGUUCCUUCCCAAAGGGAUGCAUAUGGGAAUAAGUCUAGUGGCAAGAAAGUAGGCUCAUCUUCAAAUGCUAAUGCUGGAGCAUUGGUUGAUGAUAAUAAUGUUGGAGGGAGUUCUUAUGAAGAAACUUCCCCUGAAAACUGCUCAGUAGAUCAUGAAGCAGAUUUGAAGCACUCCAGAGAGAACUUAUUGGUUUCUUAUAUUUUAAUUGCUUACUUCAUUCAUCGGGACAGUUUGAUGCAUGAAGAAGAACAACUUCAUGAUGAGGAAAAGACAGGCAGUGACGCCUUACAACAGGCUGGAGAAGUACUUGGCCAGAGUGCUCAAAGUGCAAUGGAUGUUGAAGUUCUUUGCAUGGAUCAUUUAAGAAAAAGUAGUGAUACUAGAGACUCCUCUUCUGAAGCUGCAACUCUAUGUAAACCAGGAAAAACCCAUGCAUUGAUAAGAGAUGAAGCUCAAGUUUUAUCAAGUGCUGAUCCUAAAGCCACAGAAACCCCUCAUUUAGGCAGAUCACCUCCUUAUUUGGACUUGUCUGCUAUCCCCACUGGUAAUAGGACUUCAUUAAUUUCCAGGAAUGCAUUUGAACCAGACCAUGGUGGUUCUAAUCAUUCUGCAAAAGUAUGGCCAGCCAAUGGUUGUACAGGUGAAAGGGGGAACUGGGAGGUCUGCAAAGAAACCUGCUGCAAAUUUGAGCUUGAGAUUGCAAGGGAAGCUGCCCCAUUUGUGGAUCCUGCUGUUUUGGUGGAAACUUAUGAACAAGAGGAAUGUGUCGAUGAUCUUGAAGGGGAUGAUCGGAUUCAAUCUGCGCUUGCUCACAUUGUGACGCACGCACUUUUGAAGAUGCUCCUGGACCUGAUUAUGCAAAGAAAGAAUUUCAUAUUAGAAUGCUUUUCAAUCCAACUUCCUCUGCAAGUGGAGGAGGCAUUUGCUUUCUGUGGUACUCCAGAAGGUGAUCUGGUCCAUCCUGCAGCAGUACUGGAGACAGUUAGGCGUCAUAGAGUCAAUGUCGAUGGCAAUGUCUGUACUGUCAUGGUAACCACUUUGGUUCUUGAGGGAUGGCAGCGGAAACUUGAUCCCAGGUAUAUAUCAGCAGCUGUUUGCGGGUUUAUCCCUCUUGUUGCUUAG